Molecule: messenger RNA, 2391 nt
Organism: Microtus ochrogaster (prairie vole)
Lineage: Eukaryota; Metazoa; Chordata; Mammalia; Rodentia; Cricetidae
Gene: Necap1
Product: NECAP endocytosis associated 1
Biological process (GO): endocytosis
Cellular component (GO): clathrin vesicle coat; membrane
Source: RefSeq, a predicted model, not a curated record
GGCGCUAGCGGAGCCAAGAUGGCGACCGAGCUGGAAUACGAGUCUGUGCUGUGUGUGAAGCCUGACGUCAGCGUCUACCGGAUUCCGCCGCGGGCCUCGAACCGCGGCUACAGGGCGUCUGACUGGAAGUUAGACCAGCCUGAUUGGACUGGUCGCCUCCGAAUCACUUCAAAAGGGAAGAUCGCCUACAUCAAACUGGAAGAUAAAGUUUCAGGGGAGCUCUUUGCUCAGGCGCCAGUAGAACAGUACCCUGGUAUUGCUGUGGAGACAGUGACAGACUCCAGCCGCUACUUUGUGAUCAGGAUCCAGGAUGGUACCGGCCGAAGUGCGUUUAUUGGCAUUGGCUUCACAGAUCGGGGGGAUGCCUUCGACUUCAAUGUUUCGCUGCAAGAUCACUUCAAGUGGGUAAAGCAGGAAACUGAGAUUUCCAAAGAAUCUCAGGAGAUGGAUAAUCGUCCCAAGUUGGAUUUAGGCUUCAAGGAAGGACAGACCAUCAAGUUGAGUAUUGGGAACAUUACAACCAAGAAAGGAGGUGCUUCUAAGCCCCGGGCCACAGGGACUGGAGGCCUGAGCUUACUCCCACCUCCACCUGGAGGCAAAAUCACUAUUCCCCCACCAUCCUCAGUUGCCAUCAGCAACCACGUCACCCCACCACCUAUUCCAAAAUCUAACCAUGGAGGUAGUGAUGCAGAUAUCCUUUUAGAUUUGGAUUCCCCUGCUCCUGUCACAACUUCAGCACCAGCGCCAGUUUCUACAAGCAGUGACUUGUGGGGAGACUUCAGCACUGCAUCCAGCUCUGUUCCGAACCAGGCGCCACAGCCGUCCAACUGGGUCCAGUUCUGAGUAUCAUUGGCAAGAUGUUAAGACACACUUGAAGAAUAAAUGACCUGGAGGGCACCAUUCUAUGAGGGAGUUGAGGGACCGCUUCAUUUCCCAGAACCAAAAUCAGUCGACAAUCUUUUCCAUAGCUUCUCUGUUGCUUUCAGGCUGGAUUAUUUUGUUACCUCUGUGUUACUUGCUGUAUAAGCCAGGAGACCAACUGCUGUUUCCUGCUCACAACUGAGGCAGGGGAGUAGUGGAAAUUAUCACACUGACCGACUGUGCAGAGUUCAGAAAGCCACCUGUGAGAAUAAGAGUGACCUCUGACAUAUGUAAAUUCUUGAACUUAUUUCAGAAUCAUCUCAUGAUUCCUGUGUAUCUGUUUGUGAUGCCCUAGUUAGCAAUUUCAGGAGAGACAAUGCCUUGUAAUGGUCUUUCUCGUAACCCAAGGCUAUAAAUGGGCAGAGUGGCCUCCAUACUUAACCAUGUUAGGAUUUUCAUGAGGGUAGGUUUGCGGCCGUAUCCGGCUCUCUUCUGUAAGGCCUCCUUCAGGCUUACCCUAUUCAGUGAGCAUCCGGUGAGCCGCAGCACCACCACCGCCUUGUGUGUUUACGUCUUUUCCUCUAAUGAAAGGCUCGGGUUGGUGGCGCCCCACGGUUUUCUGCGUGUUGAAUAGUGCAGCAUCUUUGACGGUGGCUAUUUCUGAGAUGAAGGAGAUGGAGGCUGUGCUUUCCAAGUUGUAGUCUGCAGAGGCGUUUCUGCUGCAUUUGAAACAUGGCAUUAACUUUAUUCACCCCGUGUUUGACCUAAGGUAAGCAUUUUAACGUGAUGUGUAGAGCAGAGAGGGGGAAGCACUUAGCUCUCAUGCAGUACCACAUGCCUUGCUGCCUGGUCUGGAGCCUUGUCGUUAGCAUUUCCUUUAGUCCACUUAGCUGGUCCAUGAAAGCUGCUAUUAGAUUAUUGUCAUUGUGAAGGAGGCUGCGCCACAGCUUUAUCUGUGACAGCCUCUGCCCCAGACUUUGAUCCCCAGCUAGGAUGUCUUAAAGCAAGUUUGCGUCCUAUUACUUCCCCGUCCUCUGCCCACCAUUCCUUUUACAAUACUGUGAAGAGGGUCCUGUUCAGGUCAGUGGGUACUGUCCGUUUGUGUGCUGGGCAGUUUGAGGAUGAGGGUGGAAUGGGAGGAUUUACCUUCUGGGAGCACUGUUUGGAUAUGUACAUUCUGGCUGAAGAGGGUUCUUACAUUAUUUCCUCUGGAUAUUUUUCUUAGCUUUUUCAGACUUGGGGUCCAUUUGUUCGCAUUGCCAUCCCCUUUCCAGACAGCUCUCUUUUCGCAGAGCCAUGGCAGGACAAUGAAGGUUCCAAUAAGAACACUAAGAGGAAAAUAUAGAAAAUAUAGUGACUAUUGGGAAACCUAUUUUCUCAAUCUUCCUCCAUUUUGUGUUAUUUGUAUUCUUAAGAUGAUAAUAUAUUAUGUAUUUGAAUUACUGAAAAUUGAAAAUGAAGUUGAAGAUAUAUGUAUAUAAAGCGUAUGCUGUAUUGGUGCAAUAAUGGUAAUUAAAGAUAUGAAAAAAA